Molecule: messenger RNA, 4172 nt
Organism: Heteronotia binoei (common prickly gecko)
Lineage: Eukaryota; Metazoa; Chordata; Lepidosauria; Squamata; Gekkonidae
Gene: ADD1
Product: adducin 1
Exons: 15
Coding region: 19-2409 (796 amino acids)
Biological process (GO): positive regulation of establishment of endothelial barrier; positive regulation of adherens junction organization; barbed-end actin filament capping
Cellular component (GO): cytoskeleton; plasma membrane; postsynaptic density
Molecular function (GO): actin filament binding
Source: RefSeq, a predicted model, not a curated record
GAUCACUGAAAUAGUGCUAUGAAUGGUGAAUCUGGAGCAGAGGUGGUAACUUCACCACCUCCUGCAGCUCCUCAUAAAGAGAGGUAUUUUGAUCGAGUUGAUGAAAAUAAUCCAGAGUACCUGCGCGAGAGGAACAUGGCUCCUGACCUUCGCCAGGAUUUCAAUAUGAUGGAGCAAAAGAAGAGAGUCUCCAUGAUUCUUCAAAGCCCUGCCUUUUGUGAAGAACUGGAAUCCAUGAUCCAGGAGCAGUUCAAGAAGGGAAAGAACCCUACAGGCUUAUUGGCUUUGCAACAGAUUGCAGACUUCAUGACGACAAACGUGCCGAAUGUCUACCCCGCAGCACCCCAAGGGGGAAUGGUGGCCUUAAAUAUGAGUCUCGGCAUGGUGACUCCAGUGAAUGAUCUCAGGGGGUCUGACUCUAUUGCAUAUGAGAAGGGAGAGAAAUUGCUGCGAUGUAAGUUGGCCGCGUUUUACCGGCUGGCUGACCUGUUUGGGUGGUCACAGCUCAUUUACAAUCACAUAACAGUCAGAGUAAAUUCAGAGCAGGAGCACUUUCUCAUUGUGCCUUUUGGGCUUCUCUACAGUGAGGUGACUGCAUCUAGUCUGGUUAAAAUAAAUAUUCAAGGUGAUGUAAUUGACCGUGGAAGCACUAAUUUGGGCGUGAAUCAAGCUGGCUUCACUUUGCACUCUGCCAUUUAUGCUGCUCGACCUGACAUUAAGUGUGUUGUUCACAUUCACACCCCAGCUGGGGCAGCGGUGUCUGCAAUGAAAUGUGGCCUCUUGCCUCUGUCCCCUGAAGCCCUGUCCCUUGGAGAAGUUGCUUACCAUGAUUACCACGGGAUUCUUGUGGAUGAGGAGGAGAAAGUGUUGAUUCAGAAGAAUCUGGGGCCCAAAAGCAAGGUUCUCAUCCUCAGAAAUCAUGGAUUGGUCUCUGUUGGAGAAAGUGUGGAAGAAGCUUUCUACUACAUUCAUAAUCUGGUUGUUGCUUGCGAGAUCCAAGUACGUACUUUGGCCAGCGCGGGGGGCCCAGACAAUUUAGUGCUGUUGGAUCCGGGAAAAUACAAAGCAAAGUCUCGGUGUCAUGAGUCUCCAGAAGGGGAGAGGACACCAUCACAACCAAGAUGGCAGACAGGCGAGCAGGAAUUCGAAGCUCUUAUGAGAAUGCUUGAUAACUUGGGUUACAGAACUGGCUACCCCUAUCGAUGCCCUGCUCUAAGAGAGAAGUCUAAAAAAUUCAGUGACGUGGAGAUUCCUGCUAGCGUCACAGGGUACUCUUUUGCUAGCGAUGGGGACUCAGGCACUUGCUCCCCUCUGCGGCAUAGUUUUCAGAAGCAGCAGCGAGAGAAGACAAGGUGGCUGAAUUCUGGCCGAGGGGAUGAUGCUUCAGAAGAAGGGCAGAACGGCGGCAGCCCCAAGUCGAAGACUAAGGUGUGGACGAACAUUACACACGAUCACGUGAAACCCUUGCUGCAGUCUCUCUCGUCCGGUGUCUGCGUGCCAAGCUGUAUUACCAACUGCUUGUGGACUAAAGAGGAUGGACAUAGAACUGCCACCUCUGCUGUCCCAAAUUUAUUUGUUCCAUUGAACACUAAUCCAAAGGAGGUCCAAGAAAUGAGGAACAAGAUCCGGGAGCAAAACUUGCAAGACAUUAAAACUGCUGGUCCCCAGUCGCAGGUUCUUUCUGGGGUUGUUGUGGACAGAAACCUUGUACAGGUGAGGACAAGGGCUAAGGAUGCUCCCCUCUCAGACUGUACGGAAACAAUUGAAGGGCUCGAUCCCACAGAGCAGGCCUCUAGUCCUGCUAAACCUCUCUCUGUUAGAAAGGGAGAACUGGUGACGGCAUCCAAAGCAAUAAUUGAGAAGGAGUACCAGCCAAGAGUCAUUGUGAGCACAACGGGACCAAACCCCUUCAACAAGCUCACAGACAGGGAACUGGAAGAAUACCGCAAAGAAGUGGAAAGGAAGCAGAAGCAAUCAGAAGAAGAUUCCGAAGAUGCCAGCCAACCGAGAGAAGAGACUCCUGCUGACCACCCUGCUGCCUGUCUCCUGCCCAGCACUCCGGUCAAGCUGCAGGAAGAGAGGCAGCCUGAGCAGCCUUACAAAGAUGACAGUGAUGCUGCAACUUUCAAGCAAAGCCUCCCAGACCUCACCCCUGACGAGCCUUCUGAAGCCCUCAGCUUCCCAGCCUCUGGGAAAGAAGAGGAAGGUAAAUGUGAGAAAGACCUGACCCCCAGCCAAGUGGAGUGUCCCGCUCAGCCUGGGGAAGAAGCGCCACCCCCACAGGCUGAGGAGGGGGCAACGGUGGAUGCUGGCAGCGAUGAGUCUCCUGGGAAGUCUCCGUCCAAGAAGAAGAAGAAGUUCCGCACGCCUUCCUUUCUGAAGAAAAACAAAAAGAAGACUGACUCCUAAACACCUUCAGAAAUGCUGUCAUGUGUUAGAAUUUUAAGUUUAUUAACCACUAGAAUGUAUCAGAUUGUACUGAGUGUUUUUUGUCAUGUAAAAAGCAGAACAAGUAACACCCUCAAGUUAUAGCUUGAUUGCUUAAGAUUAUACUAGAAAAUUAACAAGCAGAAGGUGCUAAUCUUGUGUAUGCCGCAGCAGCUAAGCCGGUUUAUUCCUAGUAUGUAAAAGUAUGUAAACAUCGGAAGAAGACACUGAGCCACUGUGUAUGAACCACUUUAGAUAUGAAGGCAAGCUCUUUUCACAGUGUCCUGCUUAAAAUGUGCUGCUAUCUGCUCACUCUAAAAGUUAUUCUUGUCCCAGAUCCUACUUUGGUUGCUAGCGGUGACUGGGAGAGGACUCUGCAUUUAUAUUUUUGAGAAUAGAUCUGCACCUGCACUGAAUCAAUGCUGUCCUGAGGCUUCAAAGAAUGUGGUCUUCCUCCCUUCCUGUUUUGAACUGUAGCAUAGCUGAGACGCCAAACCUCCUUGUUUGAUCUGAGAAGAAGGAAGCUGCUUGUGUUUCCUGCCAAGAACCCGGCCUGCUUUCUAAUGAAGUUUCCACAGAAUAAUGAUGUUUCACUGAUUCGUUUUCUAGCAAAGAGUAGCAUCCCAACUCCUUCUAGAAAUCUGGAGGUUAGCUUCAAGUGCUGGAUAUGAAAAUGCCCUGGUCACAAACACACACCUUGAUCUAGGCUCGUGGUCUCCUGCCCAGUUGCUUUAAUGAGCCUGGGCACGAGUGACAACAGCUGCCACAGUCACACCCAGUGGUGGCCUUUCCCCGUAGUGCUUCAAGCAAGGGCAGGAGGAACCUGGUGAAGUGUGCCGUAGGCCAGCAGCAAGUGGCAGGUCUUGGCAGAACUUGCCAUAUUCACUUCUCCUUCUCUGCACUGUUGUUUUUUAGCUGGGGCAUGUAUGAGCAUUCCAAAAACAGAGAACAUUGAGUUUCCUUCAGAGCUUAAAACUGAGCUUGUGAAAGAAGCAGGUGCAUUCACAUAUGACUUGAGGUCAGGGGACUUAAGAGAUUUUUUAAAUAAAUGAACUAGAACUUAAUACUGGAUGGCGUACUACAUCAAGGCUGUGUAAUGAAAAAACAAAGCUUGGUGUACAGUAGCUAGCAUUGAAUGCCUUACCCUAGAAUGAGUUCAGUGAUUGGGUGCAGCUUCAUUAGAAAGAAAACACCUGUAUUAGACUCCACAUAAGUAUCGGAGCUGUUUAAAUUUGCCUCUGUAAGGCUGAUGCAGAAGAUUUACGGGGGAAUAAGAGUCAAUGGUAGUAACAGCACUGCUGCAGGAAAACGGGCAAGCACUGGUCGCUGUAGAAGAAGAGGAGAGGCUGAAACUGUUCAUGUUUCCUAUGGACUCUGCAUGGCACUAACGGCUUUCAGCUUGUUUCCUAACUUUAUAUGUCCUGUGAACACUAAACAGCAGCCUGUCCCAAUUUUGCUCCGCUGUGUCUCAUGGCCUGAGUUGAAAUUGCAUCACAAAAGCCAUUGCUUCAUGUUUCUGUUAGAAAAUGUAGGGAUUCAAAUUAUCUUUCUGACCACAUAUGCAAUGAUUUUGAAGUUCUAAUUUUGUAGUUCUUGAUUCUUUGUAUUACAGUAUGAAACCUCGUUGUGUGAUGGUGUGGCACAUGGGGGUGGGAUGGGGGUGGGAGGGAAGCAGAAGAGUCCUGUAUUUUUUCUUCCUUUGUUGUAUCAUUCAGUUCUACUCACAAAUAAAACUCUUCAAAGGA